Molecule: messenger RNA, 777 nt
Organism: Trichoderma virens Gv29-8
Lineage: Eukaryota; Fungi; Ascomycota; Sordariomycetes; Hypocreales; Hypocreaceae
Exons: 1
Coding region: 48-701 (217 amino acids)
Cellular component (GO): intracellular anatomical structure
Source: RefSeq, a predicted model, not a curated record
CACAAAACUACACAUAAUAGCAAUAUCAUCACAAUAUCAUCUUCAUCAUGAGCGCCGCAAAUCAACACGAGGUUUCAAACACCCUCAGCUCAAUCGUCCCAAGCUUCACCCCCUCCGAAUCUCCCGAAUCCGCCGCCGUUAAGGCAAUCAUCGGCUCACUCUCUCUCAUCGAGCACGUCGAAGGAGGCUACUUCGCAGUUACAGACGCCGACAGCACCAAAAUUCCUUCUCCAUACCCGGCCACGCCUCUCUCACAGCGCACUAUCGACCUCGUCAAUGGCCUCCCCGCUGAUUUUGACUAUGCGUUUCGCCAACUUUCUACCACAAUCUUCUACUAUCUGACACCCAAUCGCCCCCUGGGCUCGUUCCAUCGGAACCGGAGCCGCAUCAUUCACAGCCUCCAUCGAGGUCGUGGCCGCUACGUUCUUAUCCAUCCGGAUGGCCGGAUCGAAUCCUUCAUUGUUGGCCCCAACAUUGAGCGUGGCGAGAAGCUACAGUGGGUGGUGGAAGGUGGUGUGUGGAAAGCAAGCUUCCUUCUCCCUGACAGUGAUGAUCAAUCUAGCAGCGAUGGCCUGCUCAUCUCAGAAACCGUUGUGCCUGGUUUCGAGUACGCCGAUCACGAGUUUCUGUCUAACGAACGAUUGGUAGAAAUCCUUCCCGAGUCAAAGGUCAAUGUGGUAAAGUGGCUUGUUAAGCACUGAUAUCACCUAUGAGAAAGUGGGACCUCGGGGUUUGCGUCUAGACGACAUGUAGAACCAAUUGACCCAAACCCUGAAA